Molecule: messenger RNA, 695 nt
Organism: Aspergillus caelatus
Lineage: Eukaryota; Fungi; Ascomycota; Eurotiomycetes; Eurotiales; Aspergillaceae
Product: YjgH family protein
Exons: 1
Coding region: 153-623 (156 amino acids)
Source: RefSeq, a predicted model, not a curated record
AAGAAGGCGCUCGCCCGGAUACUUGGCAUGACUCACUCCCACGGUAGGCCUCGUAUCCCAUAAAUAACAGUGGGAAGGAGGGAAUUGGCGCAUAAUCGCGUCCUUUGGAAAUAUUCUGCAUAUCCGGCUGUUUUCCAAACAAUAUUACAACCAUGGCUUCACACGCUAAUCGUGACCCUCACACCACCCCCGCGCCCGGCUCCCUCAAACAAGUCUACGCGACAUCAUCGCCGUUCGAGGAGAAGAUUGGCUAUUACCGAGCUGUCCGGCAUGGACGACAUAUUUUCGUUUCUGGUACUACUGCCGUCGACCCCGCGUCGCCAAGUGAUGCACCCCAGAUUAUCUUUCCUGGGGACGCCCGUCAGCAGACACGUGUGGCACUACAAGAAUGCAUUCGGGCAGUUCAAGCCCUGGGCGGCAAAGGGGCGGAGAAUGUGGUGCGUGUGAGGAUGUUUGUCAGUCAACACAAAGACUGUGUAGCUGUUGGAGAAGGGUACACUGAGGUGCUGGGGCGUGCUAGCCAUCCAGGGGUGGGCGCGGCUGCAACGAUGGUUGUAGUGAACGGAUUUGUCGAUGAGAGAAUGUUAGUUGAAGUCGAAGUCGAUGCGAUCUUGGAGGAUUGAAUUAAUUAUGAGAGGAAUAUUGUAUACAGUUACAGCUAAACAAUCCAAUGCUCUACCAAUGUUGAUUCACAG